Molecule: messenger RNA, 3669 nt
Organism: Mesorhabditis spiculigera
Lineage: Eukaryota; Metazoa; Nematoda; Chromadorea; Rhabditida; Rhabditidae
Source: the annotation of a GenBank genome assembly
AUGAUCCGUUGGUUUCCGUUUUUAUUCGCGGCUGCGGCAUUGCUUUUGGGUGCCCGCGCUGAACGAGUUGAAAUUACACAUGUUGAGCCGGAAAUUAAAAAUGCUGAGGAUUAUAGCUACGUGCAAGUCGAAGCUGGAAAAAAGUUGACGAUACAAUGUCACCUCUCCGGCGGAGGGAAUAUAAAAUGGCUAUUCCCGAAAAACGAAGACGUCCUCGGUUUCGAUCUCAGAGAAUUAAACCAAAGGGUCUCGAUCUUGCCAAACGAGGAGCAAUGGAUUUCUACGCUCACAAUCGCAGAUAUGUCACAAUCAGACACCGGUCUAUAUACAUGCCAAAACGAAAAUAAUAAGGAAGCCGUGGACUCGAUUUAUGUCUUCGUUACUGGCCCUGUCGUGAUGUUAAAACCAGCCUCCGAUCAAUUAGCCGCGUCAACACAGCGGAUGAUAAUUCCUUGUCGUACCACGGAAUUCCCACAGACAGCCGGAGAGGUCAAACUGUUUCUUGGUUCGCUCGACAUUCCUCAUAAUGCUGAAUAUGACCCAAGGACCGGUUUUACUCUGGACAAGUUCCCACCCUCCGAAUUAACAUCCGGCUCUGGAAAAGCCAGAUGUCAAUACAAAGACUCUACCAUCUCCUUUACCGUUGCGAAAAACAACGCGAGCCAAGAAUUCAAUUUCACUCUAGUAGCUCGAGACGAUUGGGCAUAUGCUGGCGCUGUCAAUUAUACCAUCAACUGUACCCUAGCCGUCAUUCGAGGAGAAGCCAGAAUGUACAAGCAUAAGCUGGAAUUUCUUUGCCCGCGCUGUAAUAAUACGAAUGCGGUGGCUAUAUAUAACAACCGACAGCAUGCUGGGGCAUUUUCCUUGGUGCUCAACAUUUUUUCGGUCACGCAAGAAGAUGCUGGGGAAUAUUCGUGUAUAUGGUCUGAAGAAGAAGCUUCAAAAGAAUAUCAAACCAAGAAAACGAAGAUGGUGAAACUGGCUGUAUCGAAGGAAGAGGCGCAAAUUAGGUUCAUGCCGCAUCACGAAGAAUUGAUCUUGAAUGAGGGUCAAUCUAUUGAUUUGGUUGCUGCGAUCAAGGCCUACCCAUUCGAUCUUCCGAACUACAGCUCAAGUUGGAAGCGGGAAUAUGUGACCGUAUCCAACAACCACAGUGAUCCAAUUACCCAUGAUGAAGGAAAGAAGAUCGAAAGCCGACAACCAGCGAAUCGACCCGGUGAAAAAAUUGAAGAACUAAAAAUAAUAAAUGCAAAUACGAACGAUUCUGGAAUUUAUGAACUCUCGGUGCAAGUAAAAGGGCUUCUCAAGAAGACCAGCUGGAAUGUAACCGUGAAUACAAAAACACCACGCGUCGCCUUCCAAAAUAAUACCCAAAUUCGAAUGCAGUGUGUGUCAUCUGGAGUACCUCUAGUGCUCCCCAAACUUCAGAGCAGGGAAUCCCGUCGGGGUGGUGGCCGUUUCACCGAUGUUCCGGAAGCGGAAUUAGAAACAAUUUACGGAACCUUUGAAGCUGGUGUAUCUUGGCGGCCGUAUGUCAGCAAAGAUAUGCUAGUCAGAUGUAUGGUACGCCGCGGUGAUAAGGAUGUCUCCGAUGAGCAGCCGAUUUCAGUGGCAAACCACGGAUUUAGAACGUGGUCAAAUGUUACGAAGGCUGCGUCGAGUAAGGCUGGCGAACAUAAGGAGCUGUUAUACGCCGGAGAUAACGUAACUUUGAGCUGUGAGACGCUGUGGCAAGAUGGACUCGAAAUUAAAUGGAAGCAUGAGGACACUGAGCUUGAGGGGGAGGUCAGCGAGUCUGGCCCGACGAUGAUCAAGACCAUCGAAUUGACGAACAUCAGCCCUUCAAAUAAUGGUCGUUACCAGUGUCUCUUUAUACGUCGCGGUCGCGUCACGGUUGUCGGGAAUGAAACGAUUACGGUACAACGCGUUCGUGCACCCACUCCCAGCGAGAAGCAAGGGGAAAAUUUCUCUUUUCCUUACCACAAAAAUGGGACGCUGGAGUGUAAGAUGUCUGGCCAACCGACACCCGAAAUUGAGUGGAAAAAGAACGGUGAACCCGUGGAAGCUAGACAUAUAAGUGCCGAUGGCUCAACAUUGACCAUCAACCGUGUUGUUGAGGAUGAUGCCGGAAUUUACACAUGUGUUGCCGAGAACCGUGCCGGAAGCUAUGAAGCCAAAUAUAAUGUUGAAGUGGAUGGUGCCCCAAACCGUCAUGCUCGUUUCUGGAUCAUCUUGCUCUUGGCAGCUCUUAUUUGUAUUUCGUUGUGCUCGUGUUUGGCAUUAUACAAAUGGAGACAACAACGAAAGAGAGCAAAUGAGCAAGAAGGAGCCCUUCGUAUUCUCUACGACGAAUUGAUGCGCGGUGGCGUUCCUUCACACGAAAUUGUGGAUCAAAAAGUACCCAUCGAUCAACGAGUUGCCGAUCUUCCAUAUGAACGCCGCCUUGAGUUGAACCAGGAGAAUCUGCAACUCGGCCAGCAUCUUGGCAGCGGUGAAUUCGGACGCGUUGUGAUGGGAUGGUUGAAGAAGCCUGCGCGGGUCUCUGAUUCAGCGGCUGAAAGAGCACGAUUACCCGUUGCCGUUAAGAUGCCAAGAAAUGGCAACGACGUGAAACAACAAAAAAUGCUGUCAGACGAAUUGAAGGUGAUGGGCGCGAUUGCACCGCAUCCAAAUGUGCUUGCCAUCAUUGGUGCCAUCACAAAACAGAUGGUUCACGGCCGCCUCUUUUUGGUUGUCGAGAUCUGUGACAAAGGCAGCCUUCGUGACUACCUUCGAAAUCUUGGAAAAACAUCGCAGAAUUUUAAGAAUGACUUGAGACCGGCACCUGCAAGUAGCUACCUUCAACCUAACAGCGCGCCAAAGAAGGUUUAUCUGAGCGAGCUCAACGAAGAAAACGGGCACGCACAUGGGGCUGCUGGUGAGCAAGAAGCUUUGCUCGAGCAUGAGAGGAUUCCUCCGUCUUCCACAGCGGAGUUGCUGUCAUUUUCGAUGCAAAUCGCUAAUGGAAUGGAAUAUCUCAGCAGUGUGCCGUGUGUGCAUCGUGAUCUAGCGGCUAGAAAUGUACUCCUUACAAAAGAUAAAGUCUGCAGGAUUGCCGACUUUGGAAUGGCGAAAAACACGGAGAAGGAAUAUUAUCGCAAAACUCGAAGCACAGAAAACAAAGUUCCCGUUCGUUGGACGAGUCCUGAAGCUAUUACACAUGGCUACUACACACAAGCGUCAGACGUCUGGUCGUUUGGAAUUCUUCUCUACGAAAUCUUUACUUUGGGCGGCACACCGUAUCCGGAUUUGAGCAACGAGGAGACGCUACCAAGGGUGCUGAACGGUACACGUAACAGUCAGCCCGAGUUUGCACAUGAUGAUAUUUUCAACCUUAUGCAACAGUGUUGGAUGAUUGAUCCAAGUAAACGCCCGCUAUUUACGGAUUGCGUGCAUUUGCUAAAAGAGCAUCUACGUCUAUGCUCAUCACCACUUCUUGAACAAGUAGAAGAUCAACUCCAGGCAGAAUGGGCAAGGCUCGAGUCCUAUCGACAGUGGAGAGAACAGCCCGAGGAUAUGAAAAACCAGCCAAGAAAUAAGGGCGAAACAACAACCUUAUCCGAAAGGCCACCCCAAUCUCCAAGUGAUCGAGGCGAGCACAUCUAUAUCCAGGACUUCCCAGCUCGCGUU